Fukomys damarensis (Damara mole-rat) is the source of this 1941-nucleotide messenger RNA. It is a transcript of the gene Cwf19l1, whose product is annotated as CWF19 like cell cycle control factor 1. Bases 80 to 1693 code for a protein of 537 amino acids. Gene Ontology annotation, molecular function: RNA lariat debranching enzyme activator activity. Gene Ontology annotation, biological process: mRNA splicing, via spliceosome. Gene Ontology annotation, cellular component: post-mRNA release spliceosomal complex. NCBI's taxonomy places the organism in Eukaryota, Metazoa, Chordata, Mammalia, Rodentia, Bathyergidae. The record is from RefSeq and is a predicted model, not a curated record. The transcript has 14 exons.
GCGCAGUGGCAUUUUCCUAGGAGCGUGGGUUCCUGUUUCUGAUUUUAGGUGGUCGUCCCAGCCAAGGGAACUGGAACUAAUGGCUCAGAAACCUCUGCGCCUCUUGGCUUGUGGAGAUGUUGAAGGAAAGUUUGAUGUUUUGUUCAAUAGAGUUCGAGCAAUUCAGAAGAAAAGUGGAAACUUUGAUCUGCUGUUGUGUGUAGGAAAUUUCUUUGGCUGCACCCCAGAUACUGAAUGGGAGGAGUAUAAGACUGGCAUCAAGAAAGCUCCUAUUCAGACAUACGUGCUUGGUGCCAAUAACCAGGAAACGGUAAAAUAUUUCGAAGAUGCUGAUGGGUGUGAAUUAGCUGAAAAUAUUACUUAUCUGGGUCGUAAAGGUACCUUCACUGGAAGCUCAGGCUUGCAGAUCGUGUACCUCAGUGGAACCGAGUCCUUAAAUGAGCCAGUCCCAGAUUACAGUUUCAGUCCCCAGGAUGUAUCUUCUCUGCAAACGAUGCUGUGCUCAACAUCCCAGUUUAAGGGUGUUGAUAUCUUGCUCACAUCCCCAUGGCCCAAGUAUGUGGGGAACUUUGGAAAUGCUUCUGGAGAAGUGGAUACCAAAAAAUGUGGUUCUGCUUUGGUCUCUAGUCUUGCCACAGGCUUGAAACCAAGAUAUCAUUUUGCUGCUUUGGAAAAGUCAUAUUAUGAGAGGCUUCCAUAUCGAAACCACAUUGUUCUACAAGAAAAUGCACAGCAUGCCACUCGUUUCAUAGCGCUGGCAGAUGUUGGAAAUCCAGAAAAGAAAAAGUAUCUUUAUGCAUUCAGUAUUGUUCCCAUGAAACUGAUGGAUGCAGCAGAAUUAGUAAAACAGCCUCCAGAUGUCACUGAAAACCCUUAUAGAAAAUUUGGGAAGGAAGCAUCCAUAAGAAAGCAAAUUCCUCCUGCUGAGGAACAAUCAACUUGUCAGUUCUUCUUUGACUUAAAUGAAAAGCAGGGAAGGAAACGUUCAUCCAUGGGCAGAGAGAGCAAACCACCUCACCCAAAGCAGCCUCGCAAACCUCCUCAGCCUCCAGGACCCUGCUGGUUUUGCCUUGCCAGCCCUGAAGUGGAAAAACAUUUGGUGGUCAACAUUGGCACACAUUGCUACCUUGCCCUGGCCAAAGGAGGCUUAUCUGAUGACCAUGUCCUCAUCCUGCCCAUUGGUCACUACCAGUCCGUGGUGGAGCUUUCAGCAGAGGUGGUGGAAGAGGUGGAGAAAUACAAAGCUACCCUAAGACGCUUCUUUAAGAGUCAAGGGAAACGAUGUGUUCUAUUUGAGAGAAAUUAUAAGAGUCAUCACCUCCAGUUACAGGUCAUUCCUGUGCCACUUAGCUGCUGUGCUACUGAUGACAUUAAAGAUGCCUUCAUUACACAGGCACAAGAGCAACAGAUAGAGCUAUUGGAAAUCCCAGAGCACUCUGACAUCAAGCAGAUUGCACAACCAGGAGCAGCAUAUUUUUAUGUUGAACUUGACACCGGAGAGAAACUUUUCCAUAAAAUUAAAAGGAAUUUUCCUUUGCAGUUUGGAAGAGAAGUACUAGCCAGUGAAGCAAUUCUUAAUAUUCCUGAGAAGUCUGACUGGAGGCAAUGUCAAAUCAGCAAAGAAGAGGAAGAGACCCUGGCUUGCCGCUUCCGGAAAGAUUUUGAGCCCUUUGACUUUACUCUGGAUGACUAACUCAGGAAAGAAUUCUUUUUGAACUUUGAAAGAAACUGUUCCAGCCAGUAUGUUUUUAAUGAAACUGCAGUCUCUCCUGGGGACUGUUUCCCUGCCUCGUUUUCAUGCAUUCCCAUGGAACUGCCUGCAGCAAGAGGCCUAGGUUUGAAUUUUUUUUUUUUUUUUAGGAAAGUCAUUCUAAGAUGAAAAUUCUAUGCUAAAAGCAUGUCUGUCACUUAGCACUAAGAACAGCUUGUGUUUACAUUUUC